CAGACUGUACUUACUCAGCCACCAACCAACACUCUCCACCUGACCCCUAAACCGCCAUUUUUAACUGAUUUUUCCUUAACACUACUCUCUCUCUCUCCUUGGUUUCUCUCACUAAAACAACCCCGUACACUCUCCUCCUCCCUUCUCUCUCUCCCCCUGGAUUUCGGAUUCUAGGGUUUCGCGAUCCAUACACGCACUUUCUUUCUCUCAGGCACUCACGCAAAUGAGUCGUUAGGGUUAGCUUCUGCAUUGACGCUAAUGACUGUCACUGUUACUGUCACUCUCUUCUUUCUCUUUCUUUUUCUCUUUUUCUCCGUUUCUUUUGCUUCUGACUCGGAGCUCCAUGCCCUUCUUCAGUUCAAGAGGGGCAUUGAUACCGACCCGCUCGAUAAAGUGUUAGGCUCAUGGACAAACUCCGCCGUCUGCCAGGGCUUCUACGGCGUCACCUGUGACGCCAACACCGGCUCUGUUAUUGGCAUAUCCCUAGAUGGCCUUGAACUUUCCGGUGACCUCAAAUUCUCCACUCUUCUCGGCCUCAAGUCUCUCCAGAAUCUCUCCCUUGCCAGAAACCACUUCACUGGCCGUCUUGUCCCGACAUUGGGGUCACUGUCCUCCCUCCAGCGUAUCGAUCUGUCUGACAACAAGUUCUACGGCCCGAUCCCUGCCAAGAUUUCGGAAUUGUGGAACUUGAACUAUCUGAAUCUCUCCAAAAACGGCUUCAGCGGAUGGUUUCCGGACGGGUUUGGGAAUCUGCAGCAGCUGAGGGUUUUAGAUUUGCAUUCAAAUCAGUUUAAGGGCGAAAUCGGGGAAAUACUUUCAGAGUUGCGCUAUGUAGAGCAUGUUGACUUGAGCUUUAAUCAGUUCUAUGGAGAGUUUGGGGUUGAGGCUGAGAAGGUUUCGAGUUUGGCGAACACUCUGCAUUUUUUGAAUUUGAGUCAUAACAUGUUGAGCGGUGGGUUCUUUAAGAGUGAGGUUAUUGGUUUGUUUAGGAACUUGGAGGUUCUGGAUUUGUGCGAUAAUCAGAUUGGCGGGGAGCUCCCUUCUUUUGCUGCUUUGACAAAUUUGCUGGUCUUGAAAUUGGCUAACAAUCAGUUUUACGGGCCUGUGCCCGAGGAAUUGUUGGAAAGUUCAACUCGACUGCAGGAAUUGGAUCUCAGCGUCAAUGGCUUUACUGGUUCAUUCCCUGGAGUCAACUCUACGACUCUGAAUGUUCUUAAUCUUUCAUCAAAUGGUUUAUCAGGAAGUUUGCCCCCUGUACUGAAAAGUUGUCUAGAGGUGGAUCUUAGUAGAAAUAUGUUUUCUGGUAAUAUCUCUGUGGUGCUCAACUGGGAGAGUAAUUUGGAGGUUCUUGACUUGAGUUCAAACAAGUUAUCCGGAAGCUUCCCUGACAUGAGCUCACAGUUUGAAGGAUUGAGUGCACUCAAUCUUAGGAAUAAUUCUCUUGUCGGUGCCCUACCUUCUCAACUAAGGACCUCUGCCAAAUUGUCUGCAGUUGACCUCAGUUUGAAUCAGCUUAGUGGGCCUAUUCCUGGUAGUUUUUUUUCUUCAAUGACCUUGAUAUACCUGAACCUCUCAGCAAAUCGCUUUACAGGGCCAAUUCCUCUUCAAGGCUCUCGUGCAACUACAUUGUUAGUCCUGCCCCCUUCUCCUCUGAUGGAGUCUCUUGAUCUUUCUGGUAAUUCCUUGACAGGUGUAUUGCCUUCAGACAUAGGUAAUAUGGGGAAGCUCAAAUUGCUGAAUCUUGCAAAUAACAACUUAUCUGGACAAUUACCUAGUGAAUUGAGCAAAUUAGGUUACUUGGAACUGCUUGACUUAUCAGGCAAUGAAUUCAAGGGUGAAAUCCCUGCUAAGCUUCCUUCUCGCCUAAGAAAAUUUAAUGUCUCCAACAAUGAGUUAUCUGGAUCUGUUCCAGAAGACUUAAGAAGGUUCCCUGAAUCUUCAUUUCAUCCUGGUAAUCCCUCAUUGAACUACCCUAGGACACCAACUAAUGCAGCUAUAGAUGAUAUUCCUAUGAGAGGAAAACAUCAUAACAAAAGCCGUAAUAUCAAAGUAGCUAUUAUUGUUGCAUCUGUUGGAGCCGCUAUGAUGAUUGUUUUUGUAUUACUGGCCUAUCACCGGGCACAAAUUACAGAAUUUCAUGGAAGAAGUUUGUUUGGUGGCCAAACUGGGAGAGAGGCUAAGGUAGGGAGAUUUUCACGACCAACUUCAAUGAGUUUUUCAAAUGAUCACUUGCUCACUUCAAAUUCAAGAUCAUUAUCUGGGCAGGCAGAGUUUGCACCUGAAAUUGUUGGGACUGUUUUACCCACUGGAGGAGCCGGUGCUGGUUCUUUGAAUCCUAGUGUGCUAGAUAGCCAUCCCAUAACAUCUGGCAAGAAGUCCUCCCCCAGCUCCCCAUCAUCAUCAUCACCCCAUUUCAUUGAGGCAAUUGAGCAACCUGCCAUGUUGGACGUGUAUUCACCAGAUAGGUUAGCAGGUGAACUUUUUUUUGUGGAUGCUUCUUUGGCUUUUACUGCUGAAGAGUUAUCACGAGCUCCAGCGGAAGUUCUGGGCAGAAGCAACCAUGGAACCUUAUACAAAGCUACAGUAGAUAGUGGACAUAUGUUGACUGUAAAGUGGUUGCGGGUAGGACUAGUCAAAAGUAAGAAAGAAUUUGCUAAAGAGGUUAAAAGGAUUGGCUCUGCCAGGCAUCCAAACAUUGUUCCAAUGCGAGCAUAUUAUUGGGGCCCCAAGGAACAAGAGAGGCUCCUUCUAUCAGACUAUAUCCUGGGAGAUAGCUUGACUUUGCAUCUUUAUGAGUCUACCCCUCGGAGACACCCCCGACUUUCUUUCAGCCAAAGGCUAAAGGUUGCUGUGGAUGUUGCACGGUGUUUGCUGUACCUCCAUGACCGAGGCUUACCCCAUGGAAAUCUCAAGCCUACAAAUAUACUUUUAGCACUCCCUGAUUAUAGUGCUCACCUAACCGAUUAUUGUCUCCACCGGCUGAUGAUGCCAGCUGGCAUUGCCGAGCAGAUACUAAAUCUGGGAGCACUUGGAUACCGCGCCCCUGAACUUGCUGCUGCAUCUAAACCAUUCCCUUCAUUUAAAGCUGAUGUUUAUGCAUUUGGAGUGAUCCUGAUGGAGUUGUUGACCAGAAGAAGCGCGGGUGACAUAAUAUCAGGUCAAUCAGGGACUGUUGAUCUUACAGAUUGGGUCCGAUUCUGUAAUCGAGAAGGUCGGGGAAUGGAUUGUAUCGAUCGAGACAUUGCAGGCGGGGAAGAACACUCGAAAGCUAUGGAUGACUUGCUUGCCAUCUCACUUGGGUGUAUCCUCCCUGUAAAUGAGAGGCCUAACAUGGGAGAAGUUUUCAGGGAUCUCUGUUCAAUAUCUGUUUAAAAUUUUGUACAUGCGUCUUGGAAUUUAUUUUUGUUGUUCCUCGACACAAUUGUCAGUUCUAUUUUUUUUUUCUCCAUUGUUUUCUUCACUUAAUUGGUUUCCAGCCUUUGAUUUGCGGCUGGCUAUCACAUUUAUUUUUCCUUUUCUUUUGGAAAUUCUUCUUGUAAAGUGACAAGCAAUCCAUUUUUUGGUAGUGUUUUGGUUGAUGUUAAAUCCAAAGGGAUUGGGCCAUUCUUUUCGUUC
Messenger RNA from Tripterygium wilfordii, 3615 nucleotides. RefSeq names its product probable inactive receptor kinase At5g10020. The coding region runs from base 259 to 3372 and encodes 1037 amino acids. Gene Ontology annotation, molecular function: protein binding; protein kinase activity; ATP binding. NCBI's taxonomy places the organism in Eukaryota, Viridiplantae, Streptophyta, Magnoliopsida, Celastrales, Celastraceae. The record is from RefSeq and is a predicted model, not a curated record. Gene Ontology annotation, biological process: protein phosphorylation. The transcript has 3 exons.